Molecule: messenger RNA, 1311 nt
Organism: Metarhizium album ARSEF 1941
Lineage: Eukaryota; Fungi; Ascomycota; Sordariomycetes; Hypocreales; Clavicipitaceae
Exons: 1
Coding region: 1-1311 (436 amino acids)
Source: RefSeq, a predicted model, not a curated record
AUGACGUUUUCUCCCCAGAAGAUGCCUCCUGGAUCGUCCGUCAAGCUGACCGACAGCCUCCAGUAUCAACAACAGCAUCCGCAACAUCCGCACCAUCCUCAACCACAAUCACAACCACAACCACAACCCCAACCCCAGCAUCAGCCGCCGCAGUCCCAGUCGCAGACCACGUCCCACCCGUAUCAGCAGCAUCAGUACGCCUCGCAGCCCCAGCAAGUCCAAGUCCCAGUCCACGCCCAGGCCCAGGGCCAGGUCCGCCCGUCCCAGUACCAGCAGCCGCAGCAUCACCACCAGCAGCUCGCCAUGAACGGCAUCAACGGCAACAUGGCCGCCGCGCCGCCUCCCAUGCCAGCCGCCCCAACGCCCGCCGGCCACCAGGCCGAGCUAAACUACAUCUACGGCAUGGUCGAGGAACUCAGCCGCCAGCUCGCCGACAACCGCAGAGUGACCGAAGACAUCGUCAACGGGCUGGGCAGGGUGCGCAGCAGAGCCAAGAGCCAGAACCUCUCCAACGACGAGCUGAUCGCCGCCGCGGCGCCCCAUCUACAAGGUGAGGAGGAGACAAGGCAAAGCAAAGCAACGCGAAGCAAAACACAAAUAAAAACAACCCAGCUAACCGCGCGGUCGUGUGCAGCCGACUCCCGGAACCUAGACACCGUCGUCUCCAUCCUCUCCGAGUCGCUCGAAAAAGCCAACUUCGGCCGCGACGCCAACGCAGCGCUGCUGACGCAGUACGCCAACGCGCUGGCCCUCAUGCUCAAGCAGCUCCACGACUACAAGGCCAAGCACGUCGCCGACGUGGCGGCGUGGCACCGCUCGUACAGAGUGCAGCUCGACGAGGCGCGCCAGGAGAACAGCCGUCUGCGCGAGCAGAUUUGGGAGAUGCAGACGCACGCGAGCCGCGCAAACGAGAACCUGAGGCUGUUCCGCAGCAAGUACGACGAGGACGCGAAGCGCUGGGAGAAGAGGGUCGAGGGGACACGCAUGCGCCAGGAGCUGCGCUUCUGGAAGAGGAUGGCCAUGCCCGAGCUGGACGACGACGACUCGUACUGGAGCGGCGACGACGACGUCAUCGACGAGGCCGAGAAGGAGAGGCUUCGGGAGCUGGAGCAGAGGGCCGCCCAGGAGCAACUGAUGGAGGGGCACAUUGACGAGGAUGCCGGCGAUGCCGGCGAUGCCCACCACAUGGGCGUCAUGGGCGGCAUUGCCAUGCAGAGGGACGAGUCGGCGAGGGCCAUGGCGCUGCCGCUGCCGCUGCCGCCUCCGAGGCCGCUGAGUGCCGCGUCGAGUACCGGGUCGACGGGGCAGUAG